This is a messenger RNA of Peromyscus eremicus (cactus mouse), 1465 nucleotides long. RefSeq names its product eukaryotic translation initiation factor 2 subunit beta (gene Eif2s2). Gene Ontology annotation, biological process: translational initiation; formation of translation preinitiation complex; formation of cytoplasmic translation initiation complex. NCBI's taxonomy places the organism in Eukaryota, Metazoa, Chordata, Mammalia, Rodentia, Cricetidae. Gene Ontology annotation, cellular component: eukaryotic translation initiation factor 2 complex. Gene Ontology annotation, molecular function: translation initiation factor binding; mRNA binding; translation initiation factor activity. The transcript has 9 exons. The coding region runs from base 174 to 1175 and encodes 333 amino acids. The record is from RefSeq and is a predicted model, not a curated record.
UGCGCAGGCGCACUUCCAACGCUUGAGAGGAGGGCGGGGUGUCGUUCCCUUUCGCUGAUGCAAGAGCCUAGCGCGGUGCUGGGAGAGGUUUCGGUAGGAGCUGCGCCGACUCCGGGGUCUGAAGCUGCCCGGUCUGACUUUCCAUCCGUGCCGAACCCGCUGGAACCACAGCCAUGUCCGGGGACGAGAUGAUUUUUGAUCCUACUAUGAGCAAAAAGAAAAAGAAGAAGAAGAAGCCUUUUAUGUUAGAUGAAGAAGGUGAUGCCCAGACAGAAGAAACCCAGCCUUCAGAAACAAAAGAAGUAGAGCCAGAACCAGCUGAAGACAAAGAUGUGGAAGCUGAUGAAGAGGACAGUAGGAAAAAGGAUGCUUCUGAUGACUUAGAUGACUUGAACUUCUUUAAUCAAAAGAAAAAGAAGAAAAAACCAAAAAAGAUAUUUGAUAUCGAUGAAGCUGAAGAAGGUGUAAAGGAUCUUAAGAUUGAAAGUGAUGCUCAAGAGCCAGCUGAGCCAGAGGAUGACUUGGAUAUUAUGCUUGGCAAUAAAAAGAAGAAAAAGAAGAAUGUCAAAUUCCCAGAUGAAGAUGAAAUACUAGAAAAAGACGAAGGUUUAGAAGAUGAAGACAGCAAAAAAGACGAUGGCAUUUCAUUCAGUAACCAGACUGGGCCUGCUUGGGCAGGCUCAGAAAGAGACUACACAUACGAGGAGUUGCUGAACCGAGUGUUCAACAUCAUGAGAGAAAAGAAUCCAGAUAUGGUUGCUGGAGAGAAGAGGAAAUUUGUUAUGAAACCUCCACAGGUUGUCCGAGUAGGAACCAAGAAAACUUCUUUUGUCAAUUUUACAGAUAUCUGUAAACUAUUACAUCGUCAACCCAAACAUCUCCUUGCAUUUUUAUUGGCAGAAUUGGGUACAAGUGGUUCUAUAGAUGGUAAUAACCAACUUGUAAUCAAAGGAAGAUUCCAACAGAAACAGAUAGAAAAUGUCUUGAGAAGAUAUAUCAAGGAAUACGUCACUUGUCACACAUGCCGAUCACCGGACACAAUCCUACAGAAGGACACCCGACUCUAUUUCUUACAGUGUGAAACUUGUCAUUCUCGAUGCUCUGUUGCCAGUAUCAAAACUGGCUUCCAGGCUGUCACGGGCAAGCGAGCACAGCUCCGUGCCAAAGCUAACUAAUUUGCUAAUCACCAUCGAUUUUUCCAAAAUGUGUGGUGGAGAUUUGGCCGAACAGGUUACCAUCAGAGUGGACGUACCAUUUGAUUAAAAACAAGAUAGAAAAGCCGCCAAGUUCUUUGGCGAGUGAUUGAUCUGAAAUCCUUGCAAGAUGCCGAUACUCAAGCUGUUGACAUACUCGUUGCCUACUUUAACAACUGUCAGAGAAACGUGAUGGGGUAAGGAGGUGCUUUUUAAAAUCGUUCAUAGACUUCUGUAAAAUGCAAGAUAAAUUAAAGUUAUUAUAACAGUGA